CCCCGCCUUCUCCAUCCGGGUGCCGCGGCGCGGAUAAGAGCCGGACCGCGCCUGCGCGCCGCGCGCCGCUCCUUCGACCUCUGCCGCCGCAGUUGCCGCCGCCACCUCCCGGGAAGAGGGGAAGCAGAAGAGCCCACGUCGCCAUUCACCCACGUCCUCCAGCCGCGCCGCCCCGAAGACUGUAAGAUGUUCGCCUGCGCCAAGCUCGCCUGCACCCCCGCUCUGAUCCGAGCUGGAUCCAGAGUUGCAUACAGACCAAUUUCUGCAUCAGUGUUAUCUCGACCAGAGACUAGGACUGAAGAGGGCUCUACGGUAUUUAAUGGGUCCAGGACUGGUGUGUCCCACCUAAUCCAAAGGGAGUUUCAGACCAGUGCAGUCAGCAGAGAUAUCGAUACUGCUGCCAAAUUUAUUGGUGCAGGUGCUGCCACUGUGGGAGUGGCUGGUUCUGGUGCUGGUAUUGGAACAGUCUUUGGCAGCCUUAUCAUUGGUUAUGCCAGAAAUCCUUCGCUGAAGCAGCAGCUGUUCUCAUAUGCUAUCCUGGGAUUUGCCUUGUCUGAAGCUAUGGGUCUCUUUUGUUUGAUGGUUGCUUUCUUGAUUUUGUUUGCCAUGUAACAGAAAUUACUGCUUGAAAUGUUGGCAUUCAUAUUAAUUACGGAUGUAAUUCUGUGUAUCUUACUGUGACUCCGAAAACUAUAGUGUUGGUGUCAUGGAAAUGUACGUUAUUUCCAAGGUCAUUUCAUUAAAGGUAAAAACUUUAA
Messenger RNA from Prionailurus viverrinus (fishing cat), 758 nucleotides. RefSeq names its product ATP synthase membrane subunit c locus 3 (gene ATP5MC3). Bases 187 to 612 code for a protein of 141 amino acids. Gene Ontology annotation, biological process: proton transmembrane transport; proton motive force-driven ATP synthesis. Gene Ontology annotation, molecular function: proton transmembrane transporter activity. The transcript is spliced from 5 exons. The record is from RefSeq and is a predicted model, not a curated record. Lineage: Eukaryota; Metazoa; Chordata; Mammalia; Carnivora; Felidae.